Magnolia sinica is the source of this 435-nucleotide messenger RNA. RefSeq lists its product as uncharacterized. NCBI's taxonomy places the organism in Eukaryota, Viridiplantae, Streptophyta, Magnoliopsida, Magnoliales, Magnoliaceae. The transcript has a single exon. The record is from RefSeq and is a predicted model, not a curated record. Bases 1 to 435 code for a protein of 144 amino acids.
AUGGUGAAAGAGUGGAACAUGGUGGAAUUUAUACAGGACUUCGACAUAAAGCUAACCAUGGAGGAACCGUACGAAGUCAUAAACCACAUUCAGGUCCAACCCGUAAUUUUCAGUAAAAUCAUUGAAGCCCAGGAGGGCGAUGAAUUAUUUAAAAAGAUGAAAGAAAGAGCAAAGAAUGAUGUGAAGUCCGAGUGGAGAGUUGGUACUGAUGGGAGAUUGCGGUAUAGAGGCCGCCUUUAUGUUCCAAACCUUCAAGGACUACAAAAAGAAGUUUUAAACGCCGCUCAUAACUCCAAAUUGGCGAUGUAUCCUGGUAGUACCAAGAUGUACCAGGAUCUGAGACGAAACUAUUGGUGGGACAACAUGAAGAAGGAAAUAGCGGAGUAUGUGUCCCAAUGCCUCACUUAUCAACAGGUCAAGGCCGAACAUCGCUGA